AUGGCUUCCUCCCAGCCAUCCCCAUCGUCUUCCUCGGCAUCCCUGUCAUCGGCAACUUCCCCCACCGCCCGCGACAGGCGCAACCGCCCAGCCUUUCUCCGCCGCAUCAUCGUCAUCCGCCUCAUCAACGCCUGGUGCAUUUCCACCUUUUUCCAGCCCGAUGAGUACUUCCAGGCCCUCGAACCCGCCUGGCGCCUCGCCUUUGGGCCGCAAAGCCGCGCAUGGCUCACCUGGGAGUGGCAUCGCCAGCUGAGGUCCUCGCUUCACCCGGCUCUCUUCUCCCUCGCCUACCUGCUCGCAGACAAUCUCUCCUCCUGGCUGCCCGCCGGCCACGCCCUGCGCACCGCCGUCAUCAUGGCCGCGCCCAAGGCACUGCAGGCCCUCAUCGCUGCCCUGGGCGACUGGUACACCUGGCGGCUCGCCGUCGACAUCUACGGCGCAGAUACCAACUAUUCCUUCUUUGUGCUGUUCCUCCAACUCCUCAGCCCCUGGCAGUGGUAUGUCUCGACGCGCACCUUUUCAAACUCCCUCGAGACAACCCUCACCGCCAUGGCCCUAUACUACUGGCCCUGGAACCUCCUCGCCCCCGCCGCGCCCGCCCCGGCAAAGGAUAAGCCCAAGCCGCCCAAGCCGCUCACCCACCCGUGGCGCCUGCGCGCCUCCCUCUGUCUGGCCGCCCUCGCCGUUGUUCUCCGGCCCACCAACGUCCUCAUCUGGGCCACCGUCGUCGGCCUCACCCUGACGAGGCUGUCUCUUCGCGGCCUCUCCCCCCUGACCCGGCCUUGCAUCGUUGCCCUCUUCAGGGACGCGGCGCUUUGCGGCGGCCUCGUCGCCGCCCUCUCACUCGUGUCGGAUCGUCUGUACUUUGGCUUCUGGACCUUUCCCCCGCUCAACUGGCUCAAUUUCAAUAUUUCAAAGUCCCUCGCCGUCUUCUACGGCCGCAACCCCUGGCACUACUACCUCCUCCAGGGCAUCCCCCUCCUCUGCACCACCAGCCUCCCCUUUGCCCUCUGGGGCCUCGUUAAGCCCGUGGCUUCGUCCGCCGCCAAGGAAAACACGCUCAAGACUCUGUCCUACACCGUCCUCACCACCGUCGGGGCCCUCUCCCUCAUCUCCCACAAGGAAGUCCGCUUCAUCUACCCCCUCCUCCCGGCCCUCAACAUCCUCGCCGCGCCUCGGGUCGCCUCCUUCUUCACGUCUGCCCCCUCGCCGUCCUCAAAGUCCGCCAGGCCUCGCCCCCGGCUUCGCAACAAGUCCUAUCUCCUCGCCGCCCUCGCCGUCAACCUCUGCCUCGCCGGCUACCUCUCCUUCUUCCACCAGGCCGCACCUUUGACCGUCCUGUCCCAUCUCCGCCACGAGCUCUUCGCCCUCUUCCUCACCCCCUGCCACUCCACCCCCUGGCGCUCCCACCUCGUCCACCAGGGCCUCGACGCCUACGCCCUGUCCUGCGAGCCGCCCCUGCAUACCGAACCCGGCUCCCCCGAGCGCGCCGCCUACCGCGACGAGGCCGACCGCUUCUACGACGACCCCCUGCGCUUCCUCCGCACCGAGCUCUUCCGCCCCGGCGGCCUGCGCGCCCCCCGCUACAUUGUCGGCUUUGAGGGCAUCGAGCCCUGGCUGCGCCGCUUCCUCGCCACCGACGAGGCCGCCGCCCUCGGCCUCGGCCGCCUCGACAAGGUCUGGGCAGGCUUCAAUGGCCUCUUCAGCGACGACUGGCGCCGCGCCGGCAGGUUGCUUGUCUGGGACACGGGCGUCUACGACGACGCGCCGCCGCCCAACAAGGUUGGAGCCUAG
Hirsutella rhossiliensis is the source of this 1794-nucleotide messenger RNA. RefSeq names its product alg9-like mannosyltransferase family domain-containing protein. The record is from RefSeq and is a predicted model, not a curated record. The coding region runs from base 1 to 1794 and encodes 597 amino acids. NCBI's taxonomy places the organism in Eukaryota, Fungi, Ascomycota, Sordariomycetes, Hypocreales, Ophiocordycipitaceae. Gene Ontology annotation, biological process: GPI anchor biosynthetic process. The transcript is spliced from 4 exons. Gene Ontology annotation, cellular component: endoplasmic reticulum membrane. Gene Ontology annotation, molecular function: alpha-1,2-mannosyltransferase activity.